AUGAGCGGAGUCGAAUUCCACUCGGCCCCGGGUACUUGCCGCGUUGUGUGUAUUGCUGAAUUAUCUACUUGUCAAGAUCGCCCGUCUACGAUGCCCACCAUCAAUGAUUUUGAUGCCUAUAUUGCCGUCAAUAACCAACAAUUAGUCCACUACGGCAUGCGCCACUUUGUUAGGGAUAGGACUUUAGAAUGUUGGAUCCCGUGCGUCGUAGGACAAAAAUUCUCAGUUAAUUGGAUCUGUAAGAAAUCGUUGAUGGACAGUUGUGGCGACGUAUCAAUAGAUGGUGUCGACGCAGGAGGAAUAACUAUCAAUUUGGAGGUCCGCAGCGAAGCGAAGAAGAAAUACGCCAAGCACGAGGAAAUUGUUCAUGCAGAAAUGUUCAGUUCGCACCGAGGAGAAAGGUUUACAUUCAAAGGAAAACAUGAUCACGAUGGAGCUCGAGAAAUCAGAUUAGUUAUAAAUCGUACAGGAAGUCCUUCGAGGAGCGUUCCAACCCAUAGGCAUAUUGGGCCCGUGGUCGAAAAUACCAAAUUACUUCGGGAAGAGGCACCCAUUAAACGUGUCGAAAUAAUAGCCACGUUUGUUUUUAAAUACAGGGACCUUAGCGUUUUAAGGUCUAUGGGGUUGUUAGAAACUCAACCCACCUUUGAGACCAUUCGCGGCGGAUGGGAAUCGGCGGAGAAGUACAAGACACCCAACAAUGACAAUGACAAUGAUCUGAACCCCUCCGUUUCUGGUUCGGGAACAGCCCAUACAGAUGAUCCAAUUCUUCUAGACUUAGAGACAAUGCGGAAUACAGACCCCAGUACAUGGUCUAAGAGCACAAAGAGGAACUUCGAUGAAAUGACUAGGCCCACAGAUGCAGAUCUCGCUGCAGAAAUCCGCGACCUCGAGAGGCAUUUGAGAAAUCUCGUCCAGGAGAAUAAUUAUAGAGACAGACGCAAGCAUAAGAACGCCAAACAAAGGCGGGCAAUGCGACGCUUUGCAUCGCCAGUACAAUAUAUGUACCGCACAAGAUCGGUUGUAGAGGCAGAAGGGAAAGAGAGCCCCGCAAAGAGAGCCAAAGUCGAGGAUACCGAUCGAGUUUUGGACCAGGCUGAUAAUUGA
This is a messenger RNA of Psilocybe cubensis, 1107 nucleotides long. RefSeq lists its product as uncharacterized. The coding region runs from base 1 to 1107 and encodes 368 amino acids. Lineage: Eukaryota; Fungi; Basidiomycota; Agaricomycetes; Agaricales; Agrocybaceae. The transcript is spliced from 7 exons. The record is from RefSeq and is a predicted model, not a curated record.